Messenger RNA from Paramormyrops kingsleyae, 2080 nucleotides. It is a transcript of the gene katnal1, whose product is annotated as katanin p60 subunit A-like 1. Lineage: Eukaryota; Metazoa; Chordata; Actinopteri; Osteoglossiformes; Mormyridae. Gene Ontology annotation, molecular function: ATP hydrolysis activity; microtubule binding; microtubule severing ATPase activity. Gene Ontology annotation, cellular component: microtubule; microtubule cytoskeleton. The record is from RefSeq and is a predicted model, not a curated record. Gene Ontology annotation, biological process: microtubule severing.
UCUCCACCCCGCCCCUUUCGUGUCGUAAUUCUACACCGCAGCGUCUUUCUGCGGCCAUGGUAACAUUGCUGUUAACGGACUACUGCACCGACGACACGAAAUAACUGCUUUUGAUUAAGCCCUAGUCCGAGUCAGCAUCGCAACAUCAUGAAUUUAACAGAGAUCUGCGAUAAUGCCAAGAAGGGGCGGGAGUAUGCCCUACUUGGAAACUAUGACUCUUCUAUGGUGUACUACCAGGGCGUGAUGCAGCAGAUUUACAAGCACUGCCACACUCUCAGGGACCCUGCACUUAAGAUGAAAUGGCAACAGGUGAGGCAGGAGCUGCUGGAAGAGUAUGAGCAGGUGAAGAGCAUCAUGAACACCUUAGAAAGCUUCAAGGUAGACAAGCCUAUUGACUUCCCCACGCCGCAGCCAGAGGAGACUCCACGGGAUCCUGCAGUCUGGCCUCCACCAGUCCCAGCUGAGCACAGGGCUGCUGGCCAGGUGAAACGACCCAACACCACGGUGAAGCCCCAGCGGAAGGAAUCCCCUGGGCUUCAACACCGCGGUGCCGUGGGCCGGGCGCAGCCAAAUCCGAAACCCGACAAGCCCAGGGACGGCAAGGCGGCCAAAGCCAGAGAGGACAAGGGUAAAAAGAACUCCCAGGAGGGGGCCAUGGAAGGUGAGGUGAAGAAGUUUGAUGGCACGGGCUACGAUAGUGACCUGGUGGAGGCCCUCGAGCGGGACAUUGUGUCCAGGAAUCUCAACAUCCACUGGGAUGACAUUGCUGAUCUAGAAGAUGCCAAGAAGCUGCUGAGGGAGGCGGUGGUGCUGCCCAUGUGGAUGCCAGACUUCUUCAAGGGCAUCCGGCGACCUUGGAAGGGGGUGCUGAUGGUGGGCCCUCCGGGCACGGGGAAGACCAUGCUGGCCAAGGCGGUGGCCACUGAGUGUGGGACCACCUUCUUCAACGUCUCAUCCUCCACGCUCACCUCCAAAUACCGUGGGGAGUCUGAGAAGCUGGUGCGCUUGCUGUUUGAAAUGGCCAGGUUCUAUGCCCCGACGACCAUCUUCAUAGAUGAGAUCGACUCUAUCUGCAGCCGCAGGGGCACGUCUGAUGAGCACGAGGCCAGCAGGCGUGUGAAGUCAGAGCUGCUCAUACAGAUGGAUGGCGUCGGAGGAGCGCUGGAGAAUGAUGACCCCUCCAAGAUGGUGAUGGUGCUGGCUGCCACCAACUUCCCCUGGGACAUCGACGAGGCGCUGAGACGCAGGCUGGAGAAGAGGAUAUACAUUCCUCUGCCCACAGCCAAGGGUCGGGCGGAACUGCUGAAGAUCAACCUACGUGAGGUGGACCUGGCCCCUGACGUGAAUCUGGCCCUCAUUGCCGAGAAGAUCCAGGGCUACUCCGGAGCAGACAUCACCAGCGUGUGCAGGGAUGCUUCUAUGAUGGCCAUGCGGCGACGCAUCCAAGGCCUGACGCCUGAAGAGAUCCGAGCCCUGUCCAAGGACGAGCUGCAGAUGCCAGUCACCAUGGAGGACUUUGAGCUCACCCUCAGGAAGAUCUCAAAGUCUGUCUCUGCUGCUGACCUGGAGAAGUACGAGUCCUGGAUGGCUGAGUUUGGGUCGGUGUAGGGAAUACCACACCUGCUACCUGCGAUGGCUGAACCGUGGAUUGGAGAGGAUGUCGUCGUCAAGUUCUAACACUAUUAACCUUCCGGAAAUCGUCGUUUGCCCAGAGGCCUCUCGGGUGGAGACUUGCGGCCGACGUUGCGGCCUAGGCCUUUUGUGAUGCAUCCGUCAAGCCCCCGUGGGUGGGAUUCCUGCAGGGUAGGACGUCCCGACCCAUUUGGCUUCAUUCAUUUUUAAUUUAACUUAUGUUUUCAUCCAUUCUGACGAGUGCUUGAAUGGAUCAGAAUGUGGCGACUGAGAGUAGCAGCCGUGUAUUUGUUGAAUGUCUAGGAAACAUUGACUUGUCUCUGGAGCUGUUUCUGCCCGAGUUUAUCUGGGUGCCUGAAUACACUGUAUUUUUGUCUUUAGUUUUAAAUGUUAUGGACCGUAAGAGACAUGGUUUGUAAAAUAAUAAAAUAACAGAAGAAACAUUUUA